AUGACCUCGAAUGCCAAAGAGCCCAAGAUGGCGCUCGACGCAAAAUCACCAGCAGCGACUCCUCUAAACGAUGGCACUACAGACUACGUCCCUCUGAGAAAAAAGUACAACUCCAAAGAGCCGCACAUCACUGAACAACCCAUCACUUGGGCCAACUGGUGCUACAAGGCCACUCUCCCAUUAAGGAUCUACCUAGCCGCCGCAGGAGCCGGUGCAGGACAAGGCUCGAUCCGAUGGUGGUCGCGAGGCCACCGUUCCCACCACCGGUACACCGAUACAGAGAAGGACCCAUACUCGGCCCAAAAGGGCUUCUGGUAUUCGCAUAUCGGUUGGAUGGUGCUGAAGCAGAACCCGAAGCGAAUCGGUCGCACAGACGUCACAGAUCUCGACGCCGAUGUCGUCGUCGUGUGGCAGCAUACCAACUAUAUCAAGUCGGCUCUGUUCAUGUGUCUCGUGUUCCCGACUUUGGUCUGUGGCCUGGGCUGGGGCGACUGGCUUGGUGGAUUCGUCUACGGUGGCAUCCUGCGCGUGUUCUUCAUUCAACAGGCCACCUUCUGCGUCAAUUCGCUUGCCCAUUGGAUCGGCGAACAGCCCUUCGAUGAUCGCAAUUCCCCCAGAGACCACGUUAUAACCGCCUUCGUGACUCUCGGUGAGGGUUACCAUAACUUCCAUCACGAGUUCCCGUCGGACUACCGUAACGCCAUCCAGUGGUGGCAGUACGACCCCACAAAAUGGUCCAUCUGGGUCUGGAAGCAGCUCGGCCUCGCCUACGACCUCAAACAGUUCCGCCAGAAUGAAAUCGAGAAAGGUCGCAUCCAACAGCUGCAGAAGAAGCUCGAUCAAAAGCGCUCUACUCUCGACUGGGGCAUUCCCCUUGACCAGCUCCCCGUCAUGGAUUGGGAUGAUUUCGUCACCGAAGCCAAGAAUGGUAGGGCCCUUGUUACUAUCGGAGGCGUAAUUCAUGAUAUCACGAGUUUUAUCAAGGAGCAUCCCGGCGGCAAGGCAUUCAUCUCGUCCGCCGUUGGCAAAGACGCUACUGCUAUCUUCAACGGCGGUGUCUAUAACCAUUCCAAUGCCGCUCAUAACUUGCUGUCUACCAUGCGAGUCGCGGUUCUUCGUGGCGGAUGCGAGGUAGAAAUCUGGAAGCGUUCCUUGCCGGAUGGUAAGUCGCCGAUGUUGACGGAUUCGACGGGGCAGCGCAUCGUGAGGGCUGGAGAUCAGGUUACCAGGACUGCGCAACCAGUGCCUAUGCUGAGUGCUGAGGCCAGAUAA
Aspergillus nomiae NRRL 13137 is the source of this 1272-nucleotide messenger RNA. Its product is annotated as acyl-CoA desaturase. The transcript has 2 exons. Lineage: Eukaryota; Fungi; Ascomycota; Eurotiomycetes; Eurotiales; Aspergillaceae. Gene Ontology annotation, cellular component: endoplasmic reticulum membrane. Bases 1 to 1272 code for a protein of 423 amino acids. The record is from RefSeq and is a predicted model, not a curated record. Gene Ontology annotation, molecular function: stearoyl-CoA 9-desaturase activity; heme binding; iron ion binding. Gene Ontology annotation, biological process: unsaturated fatty acid biosynthetic process.